Messenger RNA from Lindgomyces ingoldianus, 1502 nucleotides. RefSeq lists its product as uncharacterized. Bases 1 to 1239 code for a protein of 412 amino acids. NCBI's taxonomy places the organism in Eukaryota, Fungi, Ascomycota, Dothideomycetes, Pleosporales, Lindgomycetaceae. The transcript has 15 exons. The record is from RefSeq and is a predicted model, not a curated record.
AUGUCCAACAUACUUUUCGCUAAGCCUCUAUAUAUAAUAACGGGGAAAUGGCGGGAAACGGCGUCUCUUCUGGAAAAUUGGGACUUAAUCACGCUUGCUAAUGCCUUGGUGUCUGAAUUUGGCUUUCGCAACUCGAGCCAUCUUCCAUUAGCUCUACAGAGUGAGCACUCAUUGCCUAGGGUCAACCGCAGCGCUUCCAACAAGCUUGAGACUUUGUGUACGUUCUUAUGGCAGGGAGAAUGGGAGGUAGGUGUACGUAUCGUAACUGUUACGGCUCACGUGAUCUGUCCGAAACAGCUCGGAUACUUACAGGCCUCAUCUAAUUGGUCAGGUACCUCUGUUCUCUACUCGCCGGAGCCAUCCUACUCCUCUAGAAUCGCUAUACAAACACCACAAAAGGGCAAUAUGAUCCGUACUACGUACCGUACCUGGGGCAUCAUUAAACGUACGGUCAGGGCUUCCAACGGGCCGUACUACGGUCCGUACAAAGUGAACCGUAACGGUCACGUGUUCAGUACGAACGUACCGAGUUCUUACGAUACGUACACCUACCUCUCCUCCUCCCUGUCGUACGAACGUACACAAAAUAUUACCCGUACAGGCCUCAAAAUCGCCCAAUCGUACAGUACUACGCCUCGUUGGAAGCCCUGCGUACGGUGCGGCUCACAAACUUGGUACGUUCGUACUGAACACGUGACUGGUACGGCUCACUUUAGUUGGGUAGCCACAGAGUUUUGGAUUACUUUCAAGCGAGGUAUGGUGGCACUAGGCAAGCUCGGUGCACACUUUCGCUGGAUACUUUACAUGGAAUUUUCGAACCCAAGUUUCAAAAACCCAUCAAAGAGGGUUUCAUUGCAAGUUAACAAACACCACGAUUCAUUCCAGAUGAAUUCUCAGAUGACAAAGCGUCCAUAUAUUACCGCCUUGAAACCCAACCGCCAGACUGCCAAGCGUGGGGAUGCAGAUGGCAAUCAAUCUAACUCUAGACCCGUGGUGUUCCGUCCACUGUACCGACGCAUAUUAGAGAAGAGCCAACAACGGAUGUUUAGCCCGCCGUUUGACAUAAAUCUACCCGUAUAUGCCAAUGGCAAACUAUAUCUAAAAAAGGCCGAUAUACGCGUGCAUUCAAAACCUGAGAAUGCAAACCGCUUGCACAGUAUCCGCAAAAGAGGCGUCCAACAAUCGUCGAAUCUCUCAUCCGCGUCGUACCCGACGGUACCAGGAACUGCAGAAGGUUAGCCAUGAGGGGCAGAACUAGGGAUCAGCCCUGCCAGACACUGCUCAACCUCCUUCUCCUGGGCACCAUAUUCGGACUAAUGCUCCUAGAUCUCGCACCCGCAAAGCUGUUUUCAAGAAUAGCGUCUUCGAGCUCAUCCUCUUCCUCGAUCUUAUCAAUGAUUUCCUGAGGCGGCUCUUCUUCGAAGACAGCUUGAAUAUCGGCAUGCACGGAGAAAUUGCUCCAGUUCCAGAAUCCCCAUUUCGAGUGUUUGGAAGGUCCGAGG